AUGUUCCCUCUCUUGUCUCUGGCUCUCUCUGCGUCGGUUGUGGUCGCUGCUCCGGCUGCUAUCCCCAAGCUGGGCAGUAUCAUCUACGACGGAAGGGUGCCGUGGAGUUACACGCCGUAUAGUUUCGAUGCCAACUCGUCGAUAUACCAGAACACGGACAACGUGCAUGGUGUCAAUCAAACCUGGGACCAGAUCAUCAAGCUGCCCAUCGUGACUCCGUCGAUGUUCGAUCUUCCCAACACAGUGUUCCCGCACGGCACCCGCUCGGUCGAAGUGACUAUCAACGACAACAGCAUCUUCCAGCCUGGCGGCGCAGGCCCAGACUACGGCUUCCGGCGCUCCGAGCUCGUCCCCGCGCCCAACAACGGGACAGACGCGACGGUCCAGGGCACCACAACCUUCCACUGGUCGGUGCGCACGGACCCGACCCGUCCGCUCAACUACACAGGGCACGAAUAUCACCCGACGUGGCACGAGACGCAUGAUUACUCGACGAGCGAAUUCACCUUCCACACCGGGACGUACUUCAACCAGAGCAAUGAGAUUCCUUAUUAUCCUGGUCUGGACCUUACCACCCCAAAGACGCUCCGUCUUGCGGGAAGGCAGACUUCGCCAGAGUUUGUCUAUAUCUCGGUACCGUUCACGGAGGAUACGUGGCACAAUUUCGCGGUUACUCUAGGAUGGAACUCUAACGAGAUGACCAUAUACUACUCGACGGACUCCGAGCCGUUGAAGCUCGUCGCCGGUCCGGUAACAAACAAUAAUACCGGUGGCGGACAAUUCCAUAUGGGUGUGUUCAAGCUGCCUACUCCGCCUUCUGCGGACGUUGCAACCGAGGGCUACCAGGAGUCGAACAUCAAUGAAGGUCUUAUCUACGGCGGGUGUUUCAUCGAAGACAGCUCUAUGGGCGGCGUUAGGCUGUCGCCUUGGAGUUAA
Molecule: messenger RNA, 936 nt
Organism: Dacryopinax primogenitus
Lineage: Eukaryota; Fungi; Basidiomycota; Dacrymycetes; Dacrymycetales; Dacrymycetaceae
Exons: 5
Coding region: 1-936 (311 amino acids)
Source: RefSeq, a predicted model, not a curated record